UUUCAUAGGAAAAAUGAUUCUGACGGAAAAAAUAUUCGUGGCUUUACCGUAAGCGAAAUGUAUGCGUCCUCCGGGUAGGUGUGGAUCUCGCGCGGUUUGUUAUGGCUAGUCAAUCCCCAAGUAACCGCGAUGUCAAUGCAUCUCACGAACCAUCGUUAGCAUGUGUAUUUAAUCAGUGAUAUCCGGUUACAUUCGUUAUUUGCGCGUGUUUAUGCAUUGGCAUACUGGCGUACAGGUGGGCGUUAAUAAGGACGGCGAAAAAGUUAUGUUCGCGGGUCGAGGAAUGUAGCGACUAGCAGUACAGAACAGAGUCGGGUCCAACGAGAUAGCGAGCGCUUUGGACUUAUGUCAAAUAAAAUGCUACGAUUCUUGUCACGGCGAAGAGCGCGCAGUGUCAGCGGGCAAACCGCGUCCUCGCAAAUAAAAAACCAGCGACUGCUCAGCAACAAAAAUGUUGUACAGUGCAGAGUCGUGUUGCUGGAUGGUACUGACCUGCCUAUCGAGUUAUCAAAAAAAGCAUUGGCUAGUGACUUAUAUGAACAGGUAUUUUAUAGCUUGGAUUUAAUAGAGAAGGACUAUUUUGGACUGCAAUAUACAGACAGCAAUAAUGUUCAACAUUGGUUGGACCCGACGAAACCGAUAAAAAAACAAGUAAAAAUUGGGCCACCUUAUACUUUACGCUUGAAAGUAAAGUUCUAUUCCUCAGAGCCUAAUACGUUACGCGAAGAGUUAACUAGGUAUCAGUUCUUCCUACAGCUAAAGCAAGAUGUGUUGGAAGGAAAGCUUCACUGUCCUCAUCAAGUAGCAGUUCAGUUGGCUGCCCUAUCUUUGCAAUCUGAACUUGGUGAUUAUGACCCUACUGCACACAGCGCAGCAACAGUAUCAGAGUUCCGUUUUGUGCCUGGUCAAACGGAACAGAUGGAACUGGAAAUACUUGAGGAAUAUGCAAAGUGUUCUGGCCUAAGUCCAGCUCAGGCUGAGUCUGCUUAUCUGAGCAAAGCUAAAUGGCUGGAUAUGUAUGGAGUGGACAUGCAUACUGUUCUUGGCAAAGAUGCCUGCGAAUAUUCCUUGGGUCUGACUCCAACUGGAAUCUUAGUGUUUGAAGGCACACAGAAGAUAGGUUUAUUUUUCUGGCCUAAAAUCGGUCGUUUGGACUUCAAAAAGAAGAAAUUGACCUUAGUGGUAGUAGAGGAAGAUGAUGAGGGCAGAGGAGAGCAAGAGCACACGUUUGUGUUCAGAUUGGUAAAUGAAAAAGCUUGCAAACAUUUAUGGAAAUGCGCUGUGGAACACCAUGCCUUCUUCAGGCUGAGAGCCCCAGUUAAAGGAGCCAGCGGUCGACAGAACUUCUUUAGAAUGGGCUCACGAUUUCGUUAUAGUGGCAAAACCGAGUUCCAAACGACUCAAUUGAACCGAGCACGGAGAACUGUUCAAUUUGAACGUCGACCAAGUCAGAGAUACGCUCGCAGACAGAGUCAUGUUUUGAGAGAAAGACAACGUCAGCAGGUGGAACAGCCACAAAUCUCACCGCCUGCUGCCGAAGAGCAGCCCUUGCAACGUCAGCCAAGUCAAUGCAGUACAAAAUCCUCAAAUUCCAGCUUGCAUGGUGCAUCAUCACCAUUAGUAGAUUCAUUGCUGAAGUCACUUGCCAAAGAUCAGCAGCCUUUGGAAGCCAGAAAUCAAACGGCGAUUGCCAGCACAGAGAAAGAGUCCGAGCCUGUAAAAACAAGUCUAACCAUCGAGACCAUAACUAAUCCGGUGCAACUAGUGCCGAACAAUCAAGUAGGCGGCACCUCGUCGUUGCCACCUCGCACUCCCAUACCGCCAGAGUCAUUGAAAUGCAACAUACUGAAAGCAAAAUCUCUAGAACAAGGGAAAAAUUCGAAUCUAGUUUCAAUUACUUCCACGGAUGUACCUGCAGUUGUUCCUAAGAAUAGUCAGCACUCUGAGGCAGCAACAAUUGUAUCCGUGGGUGGAGACAAGCUAACUCUUUCUGUGAGCGGAUCGACAACAAUGAAUCCAUCUCUGGACGACAAUGUUACUGUAACACACUUCUCUUUAGACAGUUGGGGUCAGAUCGAGCAAAAGACCACUCAACUGAACCCCAAGAUCUCAAAUCAAUCCCAGAAUCCGUUCAAUCCGUUCACCAGUAACAAUAAUACAGAUGUUACUACCAAUGUUUCUGAAAGUGUUGAAGAAGAAGCGAAGCCAGAAGAGGAAAAGAAAGCGAACACGAACCCGUUCAUAGACUCGAAUCCAUUCUUGGGUUUGCUAAACCCGUUUAAAGAGGUGCAACCACCUGUCGAGAAAAAAGUUGAAUCUGAAGUCGAGAAAAAUGGAGCAAGAGUCGUGAAGACUGAAGAGAUCCAAACGACCACCACAACUCUCACGCAUAAGGAUGAUAAUUCUGCGGUCUCUGAUAUCAGUCCCUGGCUAGUAGCCGACCCAUCGCAGACAACAGUUGCAGAUCAAACUCCCAUUAAGCAUACUAUCAUUACCAGGAAGACUGUAAUUACAACGCAACUCUGAAGUAUUAUCUCUGUAAUGGAACACGUGAGAAGUACUGAAUCAUCAAGGUAUUUAUUGAAUCACGUCUUCCUUGGAUUACAUACUCGUUUUCUUCAAGUGAGUACGACAAUAGUAUGGCACUGCCUGUUUAAAAAAAGUUAAAGAAAAUACUUUGAAGUCUAAACGGGACCAAUCAAAUGUUACUACAUUUUGCGAACAACUAGUUUACGCUUAAUAUUGUGCAAAAGUUUAUUCGAGAAUCUGAUGGAUAUCAGAGAUUUAUAUAUUUUUAAUUCCUAGCUAUUUUUUAAGAAUCGAUUAAUUAAUAGAUGCUUGUUUCAACUACGAAGAUUUCCUUUGUACAUAAUUUAUAUCGUUUAAGAAAGUACUUAUUAGUACCAUAGUAGCAACACUUAAAUGCAAGAGCGGUUACUUUUCUUUAAUAGUUAUUUUAUUUUUUAUUGCAAAACAUUUUUUUUUUUAUUGAACUCUGCCAUGCAAGUUGUUUUAAUCGUGUUCUGCAUUUAUUGUAGAGUAAGAUGAUUGAUUGUUAUACAGAUUUAAGUGACCUUGCACUCUAUUAGCACGUAUUUAGAUGAUAUGCAUACAUUGAAAUGUAAUGUAUGGUGCUUUUAUUACGCGAUAGAGACAUUUAACCCAGGGUACGCAAACUUUUGACAUACUUUUUUAUAAAAAUAUAUUUCACACAUUUUGUACCUAAUUGUAUGUUUUAUAUCGAAUUAUAUAAAUUUUGCGCUUUAAUGCAAUGCCUGAAUGAAGUUUGAGUACCCAAGUAGUAUAAUAGAUGUAUUUCAAUUCCUGUGAGAUAGUAUUUUAUACUUGCCAUAGUGCCUUUAAUUAUAACAAGGAAGGAGAAAGCUAUUAUACUCCAGUUUUAUAUUCAUUCCAGUUGAUUUACAUUUUACUCGUGUCAAAAAAUUCGUUCAUUGAAAGAUUUUUAGAGCGUGAAAGUAUGUACAUUAUUAUUGGUUUAUUAUGAUUACUUCGUAAAAGUAUUUUCUGUUAAUCCUCUUUUGUGAAAUAUUCAGAUAUACAUGAUUAACGGCAAAACAAACGGUAUUCCUAUUACGCUAUCUAGUGUAUCAUAUUAUAAAAUUUUAUUGUUUAUAUGGUUACGGUAUUUUGUAACUGAUGUAUCAGUAUUUUGUAAAAAACGAUUACAAGCGUAAUACAAUAAAUUUAAAAAAUUGGAUAAUCGCGUGGAAUUCAAUGAUCUGAUCGAGUUUAUUGUAUUAUGCGGAUUGUGGUAAACAAAACUGCAUCUAAAGUGCAGCUUAACAGUUUUUGUUAAUUUUAUCGAAUCAUGAGCCACGAAAUCAUAUAAAAUAAGACUCGUCCUUUACGACGAAUUACGUAAAAGGCUGUUGAAGUACUUAUUGUAUUCCAUUUUACGAGCAUUUACGAAAGUAGAACGCGGCGCUAUAUUAUGUUAAUUUUAUGUAUUUAAAUAUAUUGUAUUUAAUAGCAAUAAGCCAAGUACUAUAUGAUACUAUUAUUUGAAGAUCUAAUAUAUCUAUUACCUGUGUU
Messenger RNA from Megalopta genalis, 4053 nucleotides. It is a transcript of the gene yrt, whose product is annotated as erythrocyte membrane protein band 4.1-like yurt. The record is from RefSeq and is a predicted model, not a curated record. Gene Ontology annotation, molecular function: cytoskeletal protein binding. Gene Ontology annotation, cellular component: cytoskeleton. Gene Ontology annotation, biological process: actomyosin structure organization. NCBI's taxonomy places the organism in Eukaryota, Metazoa, Arthropoda, Insecta, Hymenoptera, Halictidae.